AUGGAGGUUGCCGUUCAAGUGUUCGGGGCGGCAGGGCUCGUCGAAACCGUGGUAGAAGUCGCCUACGUCGUUACCACCCUGCGCCGAUUCACCACCUUCGAAGAAUGGUACUUCUUGGCUUCCGUUAGCUUCGAGGUGGCCGGCGAGCUCCUCUUCCUCUUCGCCGGCAUCUGCCUCCUGAGCCGAAACUCGAACCGCCGAACCACCGCCAGGGCGCUCACGAAGGACCCGGUCCACCACGUGGCGGCGGUGGCUACCGACUCCGACUACAUGAGCUGGGAGUUCGCGGCCCUGUCUCUCGCCUCCACGGUUGUCUCCCUGCUGCCGUUGCUCGCCUGGGCUACCUUCUUGCCAGUCUGGGGGGAGCCGUUCGCCGAAGACGGCGGCGAUGAAGGCCUACGCGUAGCCUUGUCCGCGUUUUCUCUGACCGGGGUCGUGGCGAUGCUGGCCUCGGGGGAGAGAGCCAGGAGGUCGUCGCCGGGGUCGAAGCGGCAGCGAGCCAUGGACACCCUGGUUGUUGUCGGCGUCGUCAGCUACGCCACGCAGAAGGCCUUCGAGGUGUGCGUGCUCGCGUCGGCCUGGGAGAGGCUGUGCACGGGCGUGCUGGGCAAGGCUCUGGUCGUUCUCCUGACGGUGGAGAUUUUGUCCGUAGCGUUUGCCGUGGUGGUGAUUUUCUCGGUCGUUCGCCGAGAUUUCUAGCCGCGGCGGGACCACGAACAAAAAAAAAAGAAAAAGGCUCGUUCGAGACGUAGUGGCAGGUACGUGUGCCGAAGAGGCCCGACCUGUG
This is a messenger RNA of Ectocarpus siliculosus, 787 nucleotides long. The record is from the annotation of a GenBank genome assembly. Lineage: Eukaryota; Phaeophyceae; Ectocarpales; Ectocarpaceae.